UAUCGCUCAAUUGAUACUUAUUCGAUACCGCCGAUACUAGACGGAUACUUUGAAACCAUUGUUGAGGGAGAGAAUAGGAAUUGUCCGACGUUGAGCUCACCGGCCGCCCCCCUAUAGAAUUAGUGUCGUAUUCGUGUCAUAGUUGGAAACCGGUUUUGACUAUGGCGGCAGCCACUCGAGUGGAGUCUUUCACCGGAGUCUCUCUCUCUCUCUCCUAUUCUGUCUCUCGCUCUGGCUCUCGCGCGCAGUGUUCUUGAUACUCGCUGCUUGCUUGCUUAAACUCCGGUGAAAACCAAAACUAAAAGCUCAAUGGAUGAGAUAGAGCACAAGUACGUUGAUGUAAGAGGGCUCAAGCUUCACGUCGCCGAUAUCGGAAGCGGCCCCUCAGUGGUGUUGUUCUUACAUGGGUUCCCAGAGAUAUGGUAUUCGUGGAGGAACCAGAUGAUCGCCGUCGCUAAUGCCGGACUCCGGGCAAUAGCACCGGAUUUCAGAGGCUAUGGACUCUCCCAGCUGCCUCCUGAACCCGAGAAGGCAACAUUCAAGGACCUUAUUGAAGAUCUCCUCGCCAUUCUCGACUUUUUCUCCAUUCCCAAGGUUUUCAUUGUUGGGAAAGAUUUUGGAGCCCGUCCUGGUUACUUGUUCGCAGUUCUCCACCCAGAGAGGGUUUCGGGAAUGGUAACAUUGGGUUCGCCAUACAGAACCUCUCGUUCAUCCCUUUUACUUGACCUUCCUGAAGGCUUCUACAUUUCGAGAUGGCAGAAACCUGGACGAGCUGAAGCAGAUUUUGGUCGCUUCGAUAUUAAGACUGUAGUGCGGAACAUCUACAUUCUCUUUUCAGGAAGUGAAAUACCAAUAGCUGCUGAGGAUCAGGAGAUCAUGGACCUGGUGGAUCCUUCUUCUCCUCUACCAACUUGGUUCACUGAGGAAGAUCUUGCAGUCUAUGCAUCAUUAUAUGAAAAAUCUGGAUUCCGUACUCCUUUGCAAGUCCCCUAUAGGGCCAUACUUGAACAAUUUAACUUAACUGACGUAACAGUCAAAGUUCCUGUAUUGCUGAUCAUGGGUGGAAAAGACUUCGCCCUCAAAUUCCCAGGAAUGGAGGACUACGUAAGGAGCGGAAAGGUGAAAGACUAUGUCCCUGAUUUGGAGAUCAUAUUCUUGCCCGAAGGAACGCAUUUUGUUCAGGAGCAAUUUCCAGAUCAGGUGAAUCAGCUCGUCCUAAACUUCCUCAAGAAGCAUACUUGCUCUACUUCUCAGUGAUGUUUGUAGAAGAUUGAUUGACAUCUCAUGGACACUUGAAAUAUGUAAUAAUCAGAGUUCAACAAAACGUGAAAUUGUUAGAAUAAGGAUUAAUGUGCCACAGCACAUUGGGGCUUCACCCCUUUACCGA
This is a messenger RNA of Macadamia integrifolia, 1387 nucleotides long. RefSeq names its product bifunctional epoxide hydrolase 2-like. The record is from RefSeq and is a predicted model, not a curated record. The transcript has 5 exons. The coding region runs from base 310 to 1257 and encodes 315 amino acids. NCBI's taxonomy places the organism in Eukaryota, Viridiplantae, Streptophyta, Magnoliopsida, Proteales, Proteaceae. Gene Ontology annotation, molecular function: hydrolase activity.